AUGCUUUGCAGAACACCAAACAUAGAGUUAAAAAAUAGCAGAGGUUUAUCUCAUCAACAAGUUGCAGUAUUAUAUACUGAAUUAGUGGAAUUAACAAAACGAUUACAGGGAGAAGUAAUGAUUUUUGAAUUAGCGCAACAUGUUCAAAAAUAUUUGCACGAGAAUAAUAAACCAAGGUAUAGUAGCUUUUACGAAGAAAUGGUUUCACGACGUCAAGAAAAAAUUGAAUAUGAAAUGUUGGAAAAACAAUUAAAAGAGGAUAAAGAAAGACAGGUACUGCAGGAUGAAAUUCAGAAAAGACAAGAAGCUUUAAAAGCUGAGCUUCGUAACCGAAAAGAAUCUAUUCGUUUAUGUAAUGAACGAUCGAAUAAUCUCUCUCAAUCGAUACCGUCAUCUCCUCAAGAGAGAUCACGAAUUUAUUCUCGAAGAAGAUGUGCUAGUAGCUCUGAAAGUUCCGAUGGUUUCCUUUGCGAACAUAAAGGAACGAAAUUAUUGCAUUUUGAUCAUAAUAAAGGUGAACGACAGGUGUAUAGAGCAAAAUGUAUGGGUCAUAGUACUAAAGGAUCGGUUGUUUAUGCAGGUGUUGAUAUGACAACUGGAGAAUUAUUUGCGAUUAGUGAAUGGAUAUUGAAAGUGAAUAACAAAAUUGAUGAAAAUAAUAUUCAACAUAUUAUGAAACAAGUAGGAAGUUUAGAACAAGAAGUAAACCAUCUACAUAAAUUACAUCAUCCAAAUCUUGUACAUUAUUUAAAUAUGAAGUAUCUGCAAGAAGAAGAUGAUAUACUUAUCUAUGUUCUUCAAGAGUUCGUGAUAGGUAGCAGUUGUUCUUUUUUCUUAUUGGAAAACAUCCCGGUAAACAUCGAUUUUUUACGAUAUCUAGCAACUGGAAUCCUCUCUGCAUUAAGGUAUCUUCACGAAAAUAAUGUUGUCCAUAAGGAUUUACGUGAUACUAGUAUCUACAUUGAUAACACAGGAAUGGUUAGAUUGUCAGAUUAUUCUUUGAAUAAAAGAUUAUCUGAUAUUUAUCAAACAUGUGCAUUAGUUAAAUCUGAGCCAGAUUUUCCAAGUAUACAAGGCAGAGGUGGGAAAAAAGCAGAUAUUUAUCGUUUUGGUAUUCUUAUGUUUUCUUUAUAUGGAAUCAUAGUUUCUGGAGAUAAAAUUGAUCCAACGACAAUUAUACAGCCUGAUUUACAAGAUUUUUUAUUAAAGUGUCUUAUCAAUGAUGAAAGAAAACGUUGGUCCGCCGAACAACUAUUACAACAUUCAUUUAUAAAAACACCUUUAGCCCAUGCAUUAUCACCUCCAAAAAUACCACGAAAAGAUGAACAGGAGAUUCAUGAACCGGAAGAACCUGAUACAGAUAUUCGACAAUAUGUACCUCCGUUAGGUAGUCAUUCAAGAAUUACAAAUGAGUUUGAAAUUCUUGAAUGGCUUGGUAGAGGUGCUUUCGGCGAUGUUCUUAAAGUGAAAAAUAAAUUAGAUGGUGGAAUUUAUGCUAUUAAAAGGAUAGAAUUAAAUCCAAAAAAUAAACAACUUAAUAAAAAAAUUACUAGAGAAGUGAAAUUAUUGUCACGGAUGAAUCAUGAAAACGUAGUACGAUAUUAUAAUUCAUGGAUAGAAAGUGCUAUAAUAACUGAUGCGGUAGAAGAACGAUUAUCCAUAACAUUUUCCGAAAAAAAGAGUCCAGAUCCGCUUAAUCAUUUGGGAAUGGAUGAUAUCGAAAAAUUGGCACCACCACUACACGAAGUUGAAUGGAAUGUUUCAUAUAAAUCUCGAACAAAUACAACACUUCCAGCUGAUAGCGAUGAAGAUAACAGUGACGCUUCGAGUGACACUGACAGUGAUGAAGAUUGUGCGUUUUUAAUGCAAAAUCUUUUAAGAAUGGAUUCUUCUGAUAGCAUAGAAUUCGAAAAAGAUACAAACUACCAAGCAUCUGCAUCAAAUAUAAACAACAACGAAAACGGGAAUAUAAACGAAUCUAAAGAAAUGGUCAGAGAAAUUCAAUUUAUGUACAUUCAAAUGGAAUUUUGUGAAAAGAGUACUUUACGAACAGCAAUUGAUGGAGGGCUUUAUGAAGAUCGAGAAAGAGUAUGGAGAUUGUUUCGAGAAAUUGUCGAAGGUCUAGCACAUAUUCAUCAACAAGGAAUGAUACAUAGAGAUCUGAAACCAGUAAAUAUAUUUUUGGAUAGUAACGAUCAUGUAAAGAUUGGAGAUUUUGGUCUAGCUACUACAAAUAUACUUUCAUCUUUUGUGCACACAAUGGAAACUGACAAAGAAUUCCAAGGUUUAGAAAAAGGUAUUAGUUUUGGUACAGAAGAAGUUGGAUCUUUGACAGGACAAGUUGGCACGGCACUUUAUGUAGCUCCAGAACUUACAACGAAAGCAGCAAAAGCUAUUUACAAUCAAAAAGUGGACAUUUAUAGUCUUGGAGUAAUAUUAUUUGAAAUGUGUUACAAAUCUUUAACUACAGGAAUGGAACGAAUUAAGGUUUUACUUAAUUUACGAUCGAAAGUUAUAUUUCCUUCGGAAAUGCAACAAGCUGAUAUGUCACGACAAAUUCAUAUUUUACGUUGGUUAUUAAAUCACGAUCCUAGUCAACGACCCACGGCUCAAGAACUUCUUUCUUCAGAAUAUUUACCUCCUGCACGACUUGAAGAAACGGAACUGCAAGAAAUGAUUCGUCGCACUCUUUCAAAUAAUCAAAGCAAAGCAUAUAAAUAUUUGAUUUCAUGUUGUUUCAUGCAAGAAGUUAGUCCAGCGGAUGAUAUCACUUACGAUAUGAAUUUACCUAGUAGAGGACAUAUCAAUUUUAUUGCUUGGAGAAAGUAUCAAGAAGGAGUAAAGUCCAAAGUAAUCGAAGUUUUUCAAAGACAUGGCGGUGUUUAUUUAGGAACUCCUCUAUUAAUACCAAAAUCUCAUCAGUUCUGUAGUUUUUCACCUUCUAGUGUCAAAUUAAUGACUCGUAAUGGAAACAUUGUUUGUAUCCCUCAUGAUUUACGUGCCGUAUUUGCAAGAUAUAUUGUAUGGAACAAUGUACCACAUAUAAGAAGAUAUGCUAUAGAAAGAGUCUUUAGAGAUAAAAAGGUUUUGGGUUUUCAUCCAAGAGAACUUUAUGAGUGUGCAUUUGAUAUAAUAAAUCCUAUUCCUGAUAAUCUUUUAAUGGAAGCUGAAUUAAUAUAUAUCGUCUGGGAAAUCAUUAAUGAAUUACCUUCGUUACAAGAACGAAAUUUUACUAUUCGUUUGAAUCAUACCUCUUUAUUACAAGCUGUGUUAAUAUAUUGUGGAGUUGAUAAAGAAAAAUAUCAAGAUAUUUAUUCAAUUCUUCGAGAUGCGCGUGAUGGAAAAUUUACAAGAUUUCAAAUACAGACUCAUUUAAUAAGUUUAUGUCUGACUGAUCAGGCUAUGGAGACAUUAUUCAAUUUAUUUGAAACUGAAAGUUCUGUUGCUAAAAUUCAUAGUGUUUUAAAAACAAUUACACGAAGGAAAGGAGAUGCUGCUGCUUUUGCUAGAGAAGGAUUGAAAGAAAUUGAAAUAGUUAUGGAGAAUAUUGAAACAUUGGGUAUAAAGGUAAAAUAUUAUCUUUAUUUCAAAAGAAUUGAAAAAUUUCAAUUGAAUAAUUAGAAUAACAAUUUUGAUG
Apis florea (little honeybee) is the source of this 3637-nucleotide messenger RNA. It is a transcript of the gene Gcn2, whose product is annotated as eukaryotic translation initiation factor 2 alpha kinase Gcn2. The record is from RefSeq and is a predicted model, not a curated record. Gene Ontology annotation, cellular component: nucleus; cytoplasm. Gene Ontology annotation, molecular function: eukaryotic translation initiation factor 2alpha kinase activity; ATP binding; protein binding. Gene Ontology annotation, biological process: DNA damage checkpoint signaling; regulation of translational initiation by eIF2 alpha phosphorylation. Lineage: Eukaryota; Metazoa; Arthropoda; Insecta; Hymenoptera; Apidae.